Plodia interpunctella (Indianmeal moth) is the source of this 2005-nucleotide messenger RNA. Its product is annotated as RNA-binding protein 45-like. The transcript has a single exon. The record is from RefSeq and is a predicted model, not a curated record. Gene Ontology annotation, molecular function: RNA binding. NCBI's taxonomy places the organism in Eukaryota, Metazoa, Arthropoda, Insecta, Lepidoptera, Pyralidae. Bases 237 to 1796 code for a protein of 519 amino acids.
AGGUCCCUCCGCCCUCCUCACUCCCUAUUUGUCACAAUAACGUCGCCUCGCAACUAGUACUUUGCGUGAAUAUACGAAGUUCUUAUGAUUUAUGAUAUUAUUGGUUUUAUCGAGUUUCUAUUCAUUUAAUUUUAUUAACAUAGGUACCUACUAUUAGACAUUCCAUUUCAUCCUGACUUUAGACGGACUCCUUAAACCUUGACGACUGUGGUGUGACUCCCGACCAAUUUACCGUUAUGACUGCCUUCAAAGGAAAUAAUUGGAAUUCAGACAUGCGAAACGAAGAGCGCAAAGAAGAUCAGCCUCCAUUUUCAAGAAUCUUUGUCGUAUGUAGUAAGCAAUUGCAAGAGGAAGAUUUGAGACCACACUUCGAAGAAUUUGGAGAAGUGGAAAAUAUAUACUUGCCCCGAGAUCGAAAUACCCGUGAGUCCAAGGGUGUAGCGUACAUAAAGUAUACUAAAACAUCCCAUGCAGCAGCUGCCAUUGAGAAGAAAACCUUGACAGACUCAGGGAAACCUAUUAAAGUAAUGGUUGCUGCCAGCAAAAAUGAGGUCACUCCAAGCACCAAUGAGGAUAGGUAUAAAAGACUCUUUAUCAAGGUGCCUAAAGACAUAAAAAGAGAAGAAAUAAUUGAACACUUCUCAACAUUUGGUUCAGUUAUAUCUGUUCACAUCCACAAAGACAAAGUUACAGAUGCAUGCAAAGGUUUUGCCUAUGUUAACUUCAAAACAUUUCUUGGAGCGGCAAAAGCUUAUGAGGAAUGUGACAGAAAAUACAAGGCAGUAUUUGCCACCCCUAAGGAUGAGUUGAAGAGAAGUAGGAACAGUUUAGAUAAUAUAGGACAUUUUCCAGAUAAUUUUGCAUUCAACAAUCAUUAUAAUAGGGAUAGUUUUCGCCAUACGGAUAUCCAUCCCUCACAUGAAAUAAUGAAGAAUGAUAUUGGUUCCACUGCUAAACCUGGUCCUGCAUAUAACAGAAUAACAGUUACAUGCAGCCCACAAGUUCCUCAAAGAUACAUUGAAAAUUUAUGUAACUUAAUUCCUGGGAUGUUGAACUGCCAAUACACCUUAGAUACAUAUAAAGGAAUUUGUAGAGCAACUGUCACAUAUGAAACAGAAUCGAGAGCAUCAUAUGCAGUUGAUAAGCUGAAUCGAUUUGAAUUUCCAUCUGGAGAAAUGCUUACUGUCAAACUUGAUGAUCCUUUAAAGGCAGCGGCAAAUAAUUUGACUCAAGUCGUGAACAGUUUCAAAAACUCCAUAGACAAUGGCAACCCAGAUUUGUUGCAGUUAGCAGAUGCCAUAGCACAAGCAUCUUCUCUUAUUAAGGCAGCCACAUCUGGAGGGAAAAAUGAAAUACAUGCUCCAUCUCAUAACCUAAAUGCAUGCAGUGUCACCUUGCCACCCCCACAACCCAUGGCAAACAGCGACAGCCGAAUUGCCCAAAGAUGUUUUAUAGUAUGUAAACCUCAUCCCCCUCCAAUAACUGUCCUUCAAGAUGCAUUUUGCCGUUUUGGUGAUCUUAUAAAUGUUUGUACAAUUCCAAACAAAACAUUUGGUUUUGCUAAAUAUGCUUCCAUUCAGGCAGCACAGGAAGCCAUAAAAGUUUUGAAUGGAGCAAUGAUUGGUGGGGUUCAAUUGAAAGUUUGCAUAGCUGAUGAAAAGCCAUCUAAGGAUGAGGAUCAAAGAAUGCACAUUGAUGACCAAAAUGAUAAUUACACUGACCCUGACCUGGACAGGAAAAGAAUGAAGCUUUAUGACAACUCUAGAUCUGAUGAUGCACAAACCUCUCACACUUAACCAUAGGUUUAGGAUAUAUACUCUCAACUAAGUUGACAAUGUUUUACUACUUAUAGUGAGAUCUAAUUAAGAAACAAAACUGCUUGAAUUACUUUAUUAACUGACAGAUUCUACUAUUGUUAUUAGACAUCAUUUAGACUAGUAGAGUACAUACAUAGAAAGCUGUUGUAGUUAUUACUUGUAUUUCGAGAUUAUAGCAUACUUUUUUA